AUGUCGUCAACUAUCCAAGCACAGAGCCUAAAGGACCCUGAGAUUGCAGAACUCUUCUCUAAAGAAGAUCCAGAGAAGCGCUUCACAGAUCUCAGAAAAGUUGGCCGGGGAGGCUUUGGAGCAGUGUUCUUUGCACGAGAUGUGCACACCAAUGAUGUGGUGGCUAUCAAGAGACUACCUUAUAGUGGAAGGAAGGCUAUGGAGAGAUGGCAGGGUAUUAUUAAGGAAGUCAGGUGCCUACGAACUUUAAAACAUCCCAACAUUGUAGAAUACAAAGGCUGGUAUUUACGUGAGCACAGAGCAUGGCUUGUAAUGGAAUAUUGUUCAGGAUCUGUUGUAGAUUUGCUGAAAGUUCACAAAAAGCCAUUACAAGAAAUGGAAAUAGCAGCAAUUAUACACGGUGCUCUUCAGGGAUUAGCCUACUUACAUUCUCGUGCCAUGAUCCAUAGAGACAUCAAAGCAGGAAAUAUCCUUCUGACAACACGAGGCCAGGUGAAACUUGCUGACUUUGGAUUUGCUUCCAUGACCUCUUCUGCCAAGUCUUUUGUGGGAACACCAUAUUGGAUAUACAAUAUUACAAUCUGCAAACUUGAACUGAUGCAGAAUGCACCCGUGCUCGGGGGAGUCUUUCCUCCAGGAUGCUGGUACGUGAUCAUGACAACUGGUGAGAAUAAGUCUAACACUGUGUACGCAACGCACCCAUUUCUUCUUCGGGAGCGCCCUACAACAGUGUUAACAGAUCUCCUUGAAAGGGCAAAGGAAGAAAAAAAAAGAGUCCUGGACAAUCUGCAGAAUCAAAAGACGAAGAAAGUCCUUUCCCAGGAGGCACAUAAAGGGCCAGCAGUAGGAGCACAGGAAGAAAAGGACCAAGAUCACGGUGUUGGACAGACAGGAGCAGUGCACAACAUUGGAAGUCAUCAGUCUGUUCCCCGUAUGUGCAACAGGACCAGGAGUCAAAGCGGUGGGGUUGACAUUCUUCAGGAUGCCUCGGGUAACAAGGAUGAGCUACCCGUGAUGGAGGGAAUCGAAACAAUUACGUCUAAUGAUUCUGCCAUCCGUUCAAGACCUUUGAGUAUUUGGAUUUCAGUGAAACAAAUUUCAACUUUGGUUACAAGGGAAAUGCCAGAACAUGAGCAGGAAACUCAGCUCAGAGAACAAAUGUCUGUCUGUAAGAGAAUUAUACAGCAACAUCAGAAACAGCUCAUGAAUCUGGAAAUGAAGUUAAGGGCUAAGAUGGAUGAGCACCAUCUCAGAUUAGAGAAAGAUCUUGAAACUCAGCGUAACACCUUAGCUGCAAAAAUGAAGAAACUUAUCAAGAAACAUCAGGCUGCAGUGGAAAAACAGGCUAAAGUGAUGUGCAACAAGGUGAAAAAAUUUCAGCAGCGUAUCCAGGAUGAGCAGAAGAAAGAACUGGAUAGCCUUUUGAAGACCCAGAAGAGAGAAUACAAACUUCGAAAGGAACAGCUUAAGGAGGAGCUGAAUGAAAACAAGAGCACCCCAAGAAAAGAAAAACAGGAAUGGCUUUCAAAGCAGAAAGAGAACAUACAGCAUUUCCAAGAAGAGGAAAAGACCAAUCUUCUUCAACAUCAGAGACGGUACCUAGAGCUGCAAUGCCAUCUCUUCGAAAGAAAGUUGUUACUUGGGUGCCAUAACUUGGAGCAGGACCUUGUCAGGGAGGAAUUAAAUAAAAGGCAGGCCCAGAAGGAGUUAGAGCAUGCAAUGCUACUGCGACAGCAUGAAUCCACGCAAGAACUGGAGUUCCGUCACCUCAACACAGUGCAGAAGAUGCGCUGUGAGUUGAUGAGUCUGCAGCAUCAAACCGAGCUCACUGACCAGCUGGAGCGUAAUAAACGGAGAGAGCGAGAACUAAGGCGGAAGCAUGUCAUGCAGGUUCGUCAGCAGCCUAAGAGUCUGAAGCCGCAUUUGGAUGAAGCACAGGAGGCAGAGUGCCAGGCUUUGAAAACGCAGCUGCAGCAGGAACUGGAGCUGCUGACUGAACUUCAGAGCAAGAUCAAAAUGCAGGCUGAGGCGCAAGACGCUCAGGAGCUUCGGGAGCUUGAACAGAGGGUCUCCCUUCGCAAGGCACUCUUAAAACAAAAGAUGGAAGAAGAGAUAUUGACAUCACAGAAUGAGUGCACUGAAAGGAUACGAAGCCUGCUGGAGCGUCGAGCAAAAGAGAUGAAUGCUUUCAAAUCUGAAAGCGAGGGACUAGGUUUUAGAAACGUCCUUUCUAACCUUGCCCCUGAGGCAUUCAGCCACAGCUCCCCCACAGCUCCUCACAGGGGGCAUCCCAUAGGUGGCCUACAACAAGCCUGGGGCCAUCCAAUAAAAGGUGGGUCCCCAGUCAUGCAGGUCACCCUUCUGAGCCAAUGCAUGGGGUACCCUGAGGUAGCAGUAUGGGAGUUCGCAAUAGCCUUCAGGUUCUGA
This is a messenger RNA of Manis pentadactyla (Chinese pangolin), 2427 nucleotides long. RefSeq names its product serine/threonine-protein kinase TAO1-like. The transcript has 15 exons. Lineage: Eukaryota; Metazoa; Chordata; Mammalia; Pholidota; Manidae. The record is from RefSeq and is a predicted model, not a curated record. Gene Ontology annotation, biological process: execution phase of apoptosis; protein phosphorylation. Gene Ontology annotation, molecular function: protein kinase activity; ATP binding. Bases 1 to 2427 code for a protein of 808 amino acids.